This is a messenger RNA of Onychostoma macrolepis, 2300 nucleotides long. RefSeq names its product E3 ubiquitin-protein ligase TRIM35-like. Gene Ontology annotation, biological process: protein ubiquitination. The record is from RefSeq and is a predicted model, not a curated record. Bases 199 to 1605 code for a protein of 468 amino acids. The transcript has 6 exons. Gene Ontology annotation, molecular function: zinc ion binding; ubiquitin-protein transferase activity; protein binding. NCBI's taxonomy places the organism in Eukaryota, Metazoa, Chordata, Actinopteri, Cypriniformes, Cyprinidae.
CUCUCUUCUCUACUGACAAAAGCAAUAAAUAAUCAGCCAUCAGUGAAGAACCAAGAAGAACACUUUACAGAAGGAUCUUUGUGAAGUUUGUUUCUGGAUAGACAGCAGAUCUUUGUGAUUCUGGUGGUGAUUCAUUCUUUAAACUGUUGUUCAGAAAGUGAAAGUAAAGUUUAGAUCGCUGGAGCUCAAAGACUGAAAAUGGCUUCACUAUCUGUAGAUGAUUUUUCUUGUCCUGUAUGUCAUGAAAUCUUCAAGAAUCCUGUUCUUCUGUCGUGUAGUCACAGUUUCUGUAAAGAGUGUCUUCAGAAGUUCUGGAGAAGCAAGAAAACUCAGGAGUGUCCCGUCUGCAGUAGAAGAUCCUCAAAAUCUGAACCUCCUCCUAAUCUCGCAUUAAAAAACUUGUGUGAGUCGUUCCUGAAGGAGAGAAAUGAGAGGCGUUCAUCAGGAUCUGAGGAGAUCUGCAGUUUACACAGUGAGAAACUCAAACUCUUCUGUCUGGAGGACAAACAGCCGGUGUGUGUAGUGUGCAGAGAUUCAAAACAACACGAUAAUCAUAAAUUCAGACCCAUCAGUGAAGUGGUUUCAUCAUAUAAGGAGGAGCUGAAUACAGCACUGAAAUCAUUACAGGAGAAACUUCAACACAAUGGAAAAAUGAAAGGAGAGUUUAAGAAAACAGCUGAACACAUCAAGUCUCAAGCUGAGCACACAGAGCGUCAGAUUAAACAGCAGUUUGAGAAGCUCCAUCAGUUUCUCAGAGAUGAAGAAGAAGCUACAAUCACUGCACUGAGGGAGGAAGAGGAGCAGAAGAAGCAGAUGAUGAAGGAGAAGCUGGAGGAGAUGAACAGACACAUCUCAGCUCUUUCACACACAAUCAAAGACAUGGAGGAGAUGAUGAAAGCCAGUGACGUCUGCUUUCUGAAGGAGUUUCCAGUCUCAAUGGAAAGAGUCCAGAUCUCAUCACAGCCGGAUCCACAGACGCCUUCUGGAGCUUUGAUUCAUGUGCCACGUUACUUGGGCAACCUGCCCUUCAGAGUCUGGAAGAAGAUGCAGGACAUCGUCCAGAACACUCCUGUGAUUCUGGAUCCAAACACGGCUCAUCGAUCUCUCCUUCUGUCUGAUGAUCUGACCAGUGUGAGAACCAGCGGAUAUCAACCUGUUCCUGAUAAUCCAGAGAGAUUUGACUAUGAUUACUGUGUUCUGGGUUCAGAGGGUUUUAACUCAGGAACACACUGCUGGGAUGUGGAGGUUAAACAGAGUUCACACUGGAGACUUGGAGUAACUACAGCAUCAAACCAGAGGAAGGGACGGGGUUUCUAUAAGACUGGUGUCUGGAGUGUGUGGUAUCGUCAGAAAGGGUUGGGUUUCUUCAGCAUUUUAAAGUAUAAUCAGUACGGAUGGUCUCCAGGUUCUGGUUUUCAUGUUGAACAGCAGCUUGAUCGUGUGAGAGUGAAUCUGGACUAUGACGGAGGAACGGUGUCAUUCUCUGAUCCUGUAACUAACACACAUCUACACACAUUCACAACCUCCUUCACUCACACACUCUUCCCUUUCUUCUGUAAUUAUGAUUAUUCCUCUCUGAGGAUCUUAUCGAUCAAUAGUCAGUAAUCUGUAGAUCUGGAUCUUCCUGCUUUCAUCUUUCAUCAUGUUUCAAUAUUUAAUCCAGAUCACACGAGUAAGAGACUGUUGAUCUGAACAUCAGAUCAGAAAACAAGUACAUUUAUUCACCUUUAAAAAUUAAAGAUUGUCUAUAAUCUUCUUCAUCGAGUUCAAGCUGCAUGAUAAUAUCAUAUUGUGUGUAGUAUUGCAGAACUGAAAGAGUCGAUUCAACACAUGUUCAGUGUUUGUUGUAAAUGAAUAAUUGUUUAUUUCAGUUCUAGAGAUUAAAUUAUCGUCUGUUUAUUGAAGUAAAUGAAUGUAAAAGGUUCUUGAUCCACAACAAUGCUGAAUAUUAAUAUAUAUUUUAGAAAUACUUGAUUCAGCUGUUUAUGAAUCUGAUUCUCAGAUCAAAUGAUCAAAUGAGACUGAAAUCUCUGACAAAGUCUGAAUCAGUUUCACAACAAAUAUUAAUAAUCGCUUGAAUAAACUAACAAUGUGUGAUUUCAUGAUUUCAGUCAUUUUCAGAUUGAAACAAAGUUUGUCGUGAUAAUUAGGAUUUAAACUGUGGUAAAAAGCCUGGGAAAUCUGAUUAUUAUUAUUAUUAUUUUUAUUUUUUGUUCCUGCAAUGAAAUAUUAAAAUCAUAUUUAUUUCUAUAGAGCUUUAUAUAACACAGAUUGAUUCUGCAGCUUUAUAUUAAUAAACA